Fusarium graminearum PH-1 is the source of this 1977-nucleotide messenger RNA. RefSeq lists its product as uncharacterized. The transcript has 6 exons. The record is from RefSeq and is a predicted model, not a curated record. Gene Ontology annotation, molecular function: DNA-binding transcription factor activity, RNA polymerase II-specific; DNA binding; zinc ion binding. Lineage: Eukaryota; Fungi; Ascomycota; Sordariomycetes; Hypocreales; Nectriaceae. Gene Ontology annotation, biological process: DNA-templated transcription; regulation of DNA-templated transcription. Gene Ontology annotation, cellular component: nucleus. The coding region runs from base 1 to 1941 and encodes 646 amino acids.
AUGUCCGACUCACAAUAUGAUUCAGACGGCACGGAGAACCGCCGUAAAAGAAUCCCCCAAGCCUGCCUCAACUGCAGAAGGAAAAAGGUCCGCUGCACUGGAGAAAAGCCGACUUGCGGUUUCUGUGCACGACUUUCACAGAGAUGCCUUGCAUUAUCAACUGGCGAUGAAGAGGUGAUUGGUGCUAGCAUGCACACUAUCACGGAGAGGUUCGCUAUUCUCGAGAACCAAAUCUCGACAUUACAAAGCACAAUCGAAAAACUACUGCCGCUUGUUGAAAACCGGAGUGCAGAGUCCACCAGGCGCUCUCUCGACCAAGUCAAUACUCCAGCAACAGCCAUACUUCAAACACCCUCGACAAUCCAAUCACAGGCAUCUGAUCGUCCCCAAUUACAGGCACUUAUUUAUGCAGCAGAUAUUUACUUCUGCUUCUGCCAUAGUCAACCCUACUCUCUUUUCCAUGAACCGACCUUCCGCCAACGUUUAGCAGACAACUCACUUCCCUCGUAUCUACUAUGGGCUUUUCUAUCAGCAGCAAGGCGCUACUCGACUUUCCCAGUCGCUCCACUCAAUUGUGCCGAUGAUGCAUCAGCCUAUGCCGCCAAAGCUUGGGAAUGCAUAGAACUUCCUUGGAGUGGUUCGGAUUCUCCGGAAAAGAUCUUGACUGUCAUUCAGACCAUCAUCUUGAUCGUGAGCACCGAAGUACCAGCUGGCCACUGUACUCAAGCUCAUAUGAAGCUUGGCUUUGCCGUUCGCCUUGCACAGAACAACAAGCUGAAUCUGGAGCCUGACGCCUCGAAAACAGUCUUUGAACGUGAAGAGCUUAGGCGAACCUUUUGGUCACUGUUCCUCAUCGACAAGCUGAUCAGCCUUUCACGUGGCCGUUUUUGCGCAAUCAGGGAUGAAGAGUGUAAAUUAUCUCUUCCGUGCUCUGAAAAGGCUUUUCGAGAGGGCAUAGCAGAGCAUACGCCAACGCUUGAAGAAUUGACCCGAGAUUGCGUGGAUCAAGAAGCGGUAGAUGGAUGUUGCCCACUGGGACUCAUCGUAGUCAUGGUGUCGAUCCUCGGCCGUGUUUCUCACUAUGUGCUGCAUGACACCCAGACUCCACAAGUUGCCUGGUCUUCUACGUCUCCCUACGCCACUUUAUCAUCUACCCUUCUUCAAGCCGAGCAUUACUUUGCAAUGGAUGAAGACACCAUGGACAGCCUCAAGAAACGAUGCACCAUUGACGGAAACCUCGAUCAGCACCUCGCCGGGUCAUUCAUCUUCGCCAAGGCCAUGUUCCACCUGUCGCAAUGCCUACUCUAUCACCCCUUUUUAAUCCAACAGCACCUGCAGUCAGGCAAACAAAAAGCACCUUCUAUUUUCAUGAAAGAGGCAUGGGAAAAAUGCAGAACACAUGCCGAGAGUAUCACAAAACUUAUGGAAAUGAAGACUCAGAAUGUUUUAGUUCUGACAUCGAUGUAUGGGUAUUGCAUCAUGGUGGCUGGGACGAUCCAUGCCCUAUCGAUGAACGACGAAAGAGAAAAUGUUAGAAAUGAGAGCAAAGAACAUUAUAGUGCUUCGAUUGAGUCUCUACAGGACUUAUCGCGCUACUGGCCACACGCAGCGUUGAUGGUCAAAAGAUUAGAGCGAUUCCACAAUCAGUGCGAAACACGUGGGCAAGAACUCUCACCAUGUAAUUCGAACGUGGAGCGGCCGGCUGGACAUGUUAAAGCUCUGUGGCAGAGCGUCGACUACACAUCGCUGUCAACCCCGACAAGGCCUGGAAGUCCAACGCCAGCAGCACAGACAACAAGCCAAGACGAUUGGGCGCUUUCGGGGGAUAUGUUUGACUUUACUGGCUUUGGUGGGUUUGCUGAGGGUGUAGAUAUCUUCAGUAUAUCGCUUGUUGAUGGGGAUAUGACGUUGGAUGGUGAGAUGCCAGCGAUAGGUGCUUGAAUAGUACAUUAGAAUAUCUUGGUGCAAAGUCUUGAA